This is a messenger RNA of Leptopilina boulardi, 1892 nucleotides long. RefSeq lists its product as uncharacterized. Gene Ontology annotation, molecular function: protein dimerization activity. Bases 189 to 1892 code for a protein of 567 amino acids. Lineage: Eukaryota; Metazoa; Arthropoda; Insecta; Hymenoptera; Figitidae. The record is from RefSeq and is a predicted model, not a curated record. The transcript is spliced from 3 exons. Gene Ontology annotation, cellular component: nucleus. Gene Ontology annotation, biological process: regulation of transcription by RNA polymerase II.
UUCCGACGACCAAUUUCUCUCUUGUAUACAGGGUUGCGCAGUUACAUGUAACUCAGAGUUUUCGUCGUAAUAUACGUCAAAAACGUAAUAUACGUAAAAAAUGUAAAAAACGUAAAAAACUUAUCCAAGAUGGCGGAUGUAAUAUAAACAUUAUAACCUUACUUUUUUAUGAAAAUUGAUGUCAGUAAAUGUGUUUCUUAUUAUUUAUUAAUAUGAAUAAUUUAACAAAAAGAAGUGUAAAAGGAGGACAAAUUCCAUGGCAAGAGUUAAACUUUGAACGACAGAAAGUUGGGACAAAAGCUGUCUCUAAAUGCUUAAUUUGUUUCCAAAUUUUUCAAAAUACCAGCUACGAUCGUCUCCUGACACACCGAAACGUUUGUAAAGGAAAAAAGGCUUCAAACAACGAUGAUGAUAAUAACAAAGUUGCUAACGAAAAUCAGGACAGUUCAGAAGUACCAUUCAAAAGACGUAAAGGAAAUUGUGAUUCUGAUAUUGAUAGUACUCCAUCAUGUUCAUCUAGUACUUUAUCAGAACUGGAUGAACUAUUAGCAACGUUUUUUGUAGGAUGCAAUGUACCAUUCUCCGUUGUAGAAUCAACAUUUUUUCGUAACUUUGUAAAAAAAUUGAACCCCGAUUAUAGACCGCCGUGUAGAAAUACGUUAAGUAACACAAUUUUAGAUAAAUUAUAUGUAAAAGUGCGAAAAGAAAAUUCUCUCUCUGUCAGCGAUUCCAGUGUACUUAUUUUAGAUGGCUGGAAAAAUAAAUCAAAAAACGAAAAAUAUGUAGCAAGCAUACUACAUAAUGCUACUGGAGAACGAGUAUUCUUAGACAGCUGGGAUUUCACUCAAGAAAGGGAAACUGGUGUGGCUUUAAAAUGGGUUGUAGAAGAAGCUACUAAACAAGCUAAAGAAAAUUAUCAAACAGAUAUUUAUGCUGUUGUAUCAGAUAAUGCCUCUAAUAUGACGUUGAUGGGCAAAUUAAUAGACCAGUGGUUUAUUACAUGCAAUAGCCACAGCGGCAACUUAUUGGCUAAAGCUUUAAUAGACGAUUCUUUUAGUAAAAAAGCCAUUCCAACUUUAAAAGAAUUUAAAUCGCCUGCAUUAGAAAAAGAAAUUGUUAAACGAGGUGGAAUAAAAAUUUGUCUCCCUGGAGAAACACGCUGGUGCAGUUAUCGUGACAGUUUGCGUUGCUUCCUUCGAAAUUUAGUAAUAAUGCGAGCCAUUGUUCAAGAAAAACAAUUUCAAAUUUCAAAGGAAUCAAUCACUUUAAUUUUAGACGGCGAAUUCGAACAAGAAUUGUUAAAAUUUAUUAUAAUUUUUGACGUGGUAUGCACUUUAAUAAAUAAAUUACAAAGCGAUAAAAGUAAUAUAGCAGAUGCUAUAGAACAUUGGCUGUCUCUAAAAUUUCCUAUUUGCGAGGACAAAUAUGAAUUGUUACUUAAAGCUCGCCUAGGAAAGGUAAUUAGACCAAUCGGUUUAGCUGCAAAUAUUCUACACCCUGUUUACAGAGGUAACAUUUUUGCUCAAAAUGCUGAAUACGAGGGCAUGGCGAAUAAUUUCUUGAAAGAAAACUUAAAAGACGGUGGAUUGAAAGAUUUAAAAUCGUAUCUAAAUAAUACAGGGAUUUUUGAAUCUUUAAAUAAAAAGAGUUUAAAAAAUCCGCAAACUUUUUGGGAUUUGGCACAAGACGAUCAUCCUGAAUUAGCUAAAUUUAGUAAAAAAUUACUAAAUAUACCAAGUUCCUCUGCCGCAUUAGAAAGAUUAUUUUCUCAGUGGUCUUAUGUUCAUAAUAAAUUAAGAAAUAGGUUAAAUAUUGAAACAUCAAAAAAAUUAAUCUACCUUUAUUAUACGUUUAGAAUAAAUGAUCAUCAAGACAAUUAUGAUGAUUAUUAA